AAUGAUCAUAUCACCAUUUCUCAUAGUAACUUCUCAUCCUCUCUGAAGCUUUACAUUUACGGUUACUAGCAAUCAAAAUCAACUUCCCGAUGACGAGUCCAGCGGUUGAUCAAGAGAACAUCCCUCCUAUGGACGUAACCAACGCGACGGCGACGGAGCCUGCUGCGAAGGGAGGCAAGGCGAAGAAAGCUAAGGAAGUGAAGGCGAAGGCUAAGGCGAAGAAGAAGCCUGCUGCUGCGGCUGCGAAGAAGAAGUCUGUUUCGACUCAUCCUACUUACGAAGAGAUGAUCAAGGAUGCGAUCGUAUCGUUGAAGGAGAGAACUGGAUCUAGCCAGUACGCGAUUCAGAAGUUCAUCGAGGAGAAGCACAAGGUGCUCUCGCCUUCGUUCAGGAAGCUCCUGCUUCUCAAUCUCAAGAGGCUCGUUGCUUCCGAGAAGCUCGUGAAGGUUAAAGCCUCGUUUAAGAUUCCGUCUGCAAAGCCGUCAUCGUCUCCCAAGGCGGUUACGGAGAAGAAGAAACCUGCUGCCGCAGCGGCGAAGGGGAAGAAGGUUACCACCGCAGCAGCUGCGAAGUCGAAGGUAGCGAAGAAAUCCGCGGCGGUUAAACCCAAGGCAACUGCUGCGUCCAAGAGGAAAGCGGCUGCUGCUGCGAAGCCCAAGGCUAAGGCGGCUAAAACGUCGACGGUGACAUCUCCGGGGAAAAAGGCUGCUGCUGGUGCUAAGAAGAAGGCUAGUUCUAAGGUGGUUACGAAGAAGAAGACUCCAGUGAAGAAGGCUGUGAAGCCGAAGACGGUUAAGUCUCCAGCGAAGAGGGCUUCGAAGAGGGGGAUGAAGUGAAUCUAGGGUUUUAGUGGUACAUGGUUGUAGCUUUCUCUAUCUCUGGUAGUUGGGUAGUGUUUGUAUAAUUCCAUCUUUCUUCUUUGUUUUUGCUGUGAUGUUCUUGUAAUCCAUGGUUACUUGGACCAUCCCUUAAAUCAUAUAUAAUAGCUAAGUCCCUUUCAAAGCUGUUUCA
Molecule: messenger RNA, 1011 nt
Organism: Brassica oleracea var. oleracea
Lineage: Eukaryota; Viridiplantae; Streptophyta; Magnoliopsida; Brassicales; Brassicaceae
Product: histone H1.1
Exons: 2
Coding region: 90-836 (248 amino acids)
Biological process (GO): nucleosome assembly; negative regulation of DNA recombination; chromosome condensation
Cellular component (GO): nucleus; nucleosome
Molecular function (GO): double-stranded DNA binding; structural constituent of chromatin; nucleosomal DNA binding
Source: RefSeq, a predicted model, not a curated record